AUGGCAGCGACUCGGUGGUUGCUGCUUAUCUGCCUCGCCGCCGCCGGAGUACUCCAAGCUCGUGCACAGCCCGACAGCAUCGGUUUCAUCAGCAUAGACUGCGGCCUGCCGGGGACGGCGAGCUACGUGGACGACACCACCAAGCUGUCGUACGCCCCGGACGCCGCCUUCAUUCACACUGGCUCCAACCACAACAUCUCGGCCGAGUACCUGACGCCCAAGCUCGGCAAGCGCUACCACAACGUGCGCAGCUUCCCCGACGGCAUCCGCAGCUGCUACACGCUCCGCUCCAUCGUUGCGGGGCUCAAGUACCUCAUCCGCGCCGCGUUCAAGUACGGCAACUACGACGGCCUCGGUCGGCCGCCCGUCUUCGACCUCUACGUCGGCGUCAACUUCUGGAGCAACGUGAACGUCUCGAGCCCAGACGGCGAGGAGGUCCUCGAGGCCAUCGUCGUCGUGCCUGACGACUUCGUGCAGGUCUGCCUGGUGAACACCGGGUCCGGGACGCCGUUCAUCUCCGCGCUGGAGCUGAGGCCGCUCAAGAGCUCGCUCUACCCGCACGCGAACGCGACGCAGGGGCUGCUCCUGUUCGACCGCCGCAACUUCGGUCCAAACGAUGCUGCGGACAUCGUCAGGUACCCUGACGAUCCACACGACAGAGUAUGGGUCCCUCUCGUCGACGCUACCACCAGCUGGAGCUCUGUAUCGACGACGAGUACGGUCCAAAACUCCAACGAUGCAUCAUACGAGGCGCCGUCCAAGGUGAUGCAAACGGCGAUUACGCCACGCAACGCCUCCGGGAACAUCUCCUUCACGUGGAACUCCCAGCUGCGGCCCGAUGACCCGACGCCGGGGUACGUCGCCGUUCUGUACUUCGCCGAGCUGCAGAGCCUCCCCAGCAACGCAGUGCGCCAGUUCUACAUCAACCUCAACGGCGAGCUAUGGUACCGGAGCUACUCGCCGCACUACCUCUUCGCCGACACCCUCCACAGCCUGAGCCCCAUGCGGGACUACGCUCAGUACAAUUUCUCCAUCAACGCCACCACCAACUCGACGCUGCCGCCGAUUAUCAACGCCGUGGAAGUUUUCUCCGUCAUCUCCACCACUAACGUUGGCACAGACUCCCAGGACGUAUAUGCCAUCACUGCAAUUAAGGAGAUGUAUCGCGUGCAAAAGAAUUGGAUGGGUGACCCAUGUGGUCCGAAGACUCUUAAGUGGGACGGACUGACUUGCAGCUACGCCAUAUCCAGUACUCCAAGAAUCACUCGCGUAAACAUAUCCUUCAGCGGUCUGGAUGGCGAUAUAUCAUCUUCUUUUGCAAAUCUCAAGGCCAUCCAAUAUUUGAAUCUAUCACACAACAAUUUGACAGGCUCAGUUCCUGAUACCCUCUCACAGUUACCUUCAUUAACAGUUCUAUAUGGCAAUAACCCAAACCUCUGCACCAACGCCGAUUCAUGUCAUACCGUGAAAGAGAAGAGCAAGCUUGCCGUCUAUAUUGCUGUCCCAGUAGUUCUGGUUGUGGUGAUAGGACUACUGGUAGCACUGCUCUUUUACUUCCUGAUGAGCAGGAAACAGCAAGGACCAACGAAAAACACCGUGAAGCCUCAAAACGAGACGCCUGUAAGCCAUGUUCCAACAGGUGGCACGUACGUGCAGAGCUCGCUGCAGCUCGCUGAGAACCGCCGGUACACGUACAAGGAACUCAAGAUGAUCACGAACAACUUCCAGCGCGUGCUCGGUCGAGGAGGGUUCGGAAAAGUCUACAAUGGCUUCUUGGAGGAUGGCACUCAGGUGGCAGUCAAGCUGCGUUCUGAUUCUUCCAAUCAGGGUGUCAAGGAGUUCCUCGCGGAGGCUCAGAUAUUGACACGGAUUCAUCACAAGAAUCUGGUGUCUAUCAUUGGUUACUGCAAGGAUGGAGAGUACAUGGCCCUUGUCUAUGAAUACAUGUCAGAAGGAACCCUUCAAGAGCACAUUGCAGGAAAUGGCCGCAACAGAAGAUACUUAACUUGGAAGCAGAGGCUCAGAAUCGCACUGGAAUCAGCCCAAGGGCUGGAAUAUCUGCACAAGGGGUGCAACCCACCUCUCAUUCAUAGGGACGUGAAGGCAACCAACAUCCUACUGGACACGAAACUGGAGGCUAAGAUUGCCGAUUUUGGCUUGUCCAAGACUUUCAAUCGUGACAACGAAGCUCACAUAUCCACAAACACCCUUGUUGGCACUCCCGGAUACGUUGAUCCAGAGUACCAAGCAACAAUGCAGCCGACGACCAAAAGUGAUGUUUAUAGCUUCGGUGUCGUGCUACUCGAGCUUAUCACGGGGCGGCAAGCUAUCCUUUCCGACCCAGAGCCCACUAGUAUCAUCCACUGGGUGCGCCAACGCUUGGCGAGGGGCAAUAUUGAGGACGUCGUGGAUGUGCGAAUGCGCGGCGACUACGACAUCAACGGUGUGUGGAAGGCUGCGGAGAUCGCGCUCAAAUCCACCAUGCAGGUGUCGGCGCAGCGUCCUACGAUGACCGAUGUGGUGGGGCAGCUGCAGGAGUGCCUCCAGCUGGAGGAGGGCCGCACCGGCGGUGACGCAACCGGCAGCAGCCGCGACCCCAGCUCAGGUUACAACGCGUACGCCACUGACGGUCAGUCCGCCAUUGACGUGAGCCAGAGCAGCAGUGCAUUUGAGAUGGAACACAACUUUGGGAGGGCACCGAGAAUGGGCAUAGGUCCUGCAGCACGGUAACGUUCUUGCGGUUUUCAAUGGCGUCGUUUACAAAAGCAGCUCCGAAUACAAUGGUUCAGACUUUAUAAUUAGCGUGUGAUGCUUUGCCCUAAAUAAAGAAGUGUUCUUCCUUUUGUUUGCCACAAAACCUUGGAAUCCAUAUACUGCUUUUGCCUGUUCUUCCCUUAGCAGAACACUCCAUUUGUAAUGUUAAAAAAGAAAGUAUUA
Molecule: messenger RNA, 2937 nt
Organism: Panicum hallii
Lineage: Eukaryota; Viridiplantae; Streptophyta; Magnoliopsida; Poales; Poaceae
Product: putative leucine-rich repeat receptor-like protein kinase At2g19210
Exons: 12
Coding region: 1-2730 (909 amino acids)
Biological process (GO): protein phosphorylation
Molecular function (GO): protein binding; ATP binding; protein kinase activity
Source: RefSeq, a predicted model, not a curated record